This is a messenger RNA of Equus caballus (horse), 2086 nucleotides long. It is a transcript of the gene OR52D1F, whose product is annotated as olfactory receptor family 52 subfamily D member 1F. Gene Ontology annotation, biological process: G protein-coupled receptor signaling pathway. The record is from RefSeq and is a predicted model, not a curated record. NCBI's taxonomy places the organism in Eukaryota, Metazoa, Chordata, Mammalia, Perissodactyla, Equidae. Gene Ontology annotation, molecular function: G protein-coupled receptor activity; olfactory receptor activity. Gene Ontology annotation, cellular component: plasma membrane.
AUGUCAGCUUCCAACAUCAGUGACAACAACCUCCCAGCCACUCUCUUCCUGACAGGGAUCCCAGGGCUGGAGUGGGCCCACACCUGGAUUGCCAUCCCCUUUUGUGCCAUGUACCUGGUAGCACUGGCUGGGAAUGUCACUCUCAUCUUUAUCAUUAUGACAGACAGGGUGCUUCAUGCCCCGAUGUACAUCUUCCUUUGCCUUCUCUCACUCACCGACCUGGCUCUCAGCUCCACCACUGUGCCCAAAACGCUGGCCAUUUUGUGGCUGCAGGCUGGUGAGAUUUCCUUUGGUGGAUGCCUGGCCCAGAUGUUUUGCAUCCAUUCUAUCUAUGCCCUGGAGUCUUCGAUUCUUCUUGCCAUGGCUUUUGAUCGAUAUGUGGCUAUCUGCCAUCCGCUGAGUUACACAACAAUUCUCAAUCAUAGCAUCAUAGGCCGAAUUGGCCUUGUGGGGAUAUUCCGUAGUGUGGCCGUUGUCUCCCCCUUCAUCUUCUUGCUGAGGCGACUGCCCUACUGUCAGCACCGUGUCAUGGCACACACAUACUGUGAGCAUAUGGGCAUUGCUCGACUGGCCUGUGCCAAUAUCACUGUCAAUAUUGUCUAUGGGCUGACUGUGGCCCUGCUGGCUGUGGGUCUGGAUUCGAUUCUCAUAGCUAUCUCCUAUGGUUUUAUCCUUCGUGCUGUCUUUCAUCUUCCAUCCCACGAUGCCCAGCACAAGGCUUUGAGUACUUGUGGCUCCCACCUCGGGGUCAUCCUGGUCUUCUACAUUCCUGCCUUCUUCUCCUUCCUCACCCACCGCUUUGGCCAACACCGAGUCCCCAAGCCUGUGCACAUCUUUCUGGCUAAUCUCUAUGUGCUGGUGCCUCCUGUGCUCAACCCCAUCAUCUAUGGGGCUAGGACCAAAGAGAUUCGGAGUCGACUUCUAAGACUCUUCAGGUCUCUAAGUUCGUGUUGCAUCACAACACAAUUAAGUCACAGUAACUAGAUCAGAGAUGUCCAUCCUCCCUGGCCCCCAGGAAGCAGGAGAUUCAGCUGUUUCUCAUCUCAGGCUCAAUUGAUGCCUGGGGCUUGCUCUGAAUUUUUAGUCCCUCGUUUCCUCCAAAGUUAUUCUCCCGAUAUGCUCCCUCUUCUCUGUUUCAUCAGCUUUUAUCCUGCCACAUGGUUACAUAUAGCCACUGGUCCUCUGGAGCAUGCUUCCUCUGCCUACACUAUGUGUCACCUCAAUGAUAGGUCAGAGUUUUAGAGAAGAGAAUAGAUAUAUUGGGAAGGUAUUGAUGACUUGCACUAAAACAUAAGGACCACAGAAUUCAGAGUAGGAAUAGGGGCAAGGGGAAAGAUGCUGAGCUAUAUUUGGAAAUGCAGAUCCAAAGGUUCUUCUGGGACACCCAAAGGGAAGGCUAGCAGGCUGUGGAAAGUACAAACAGACUCAAGGAUUUAGGAACCAUGAGCAGAGAAGAGCCACAGCCAAGGAAAUGGCUAAACUCUUUAAAGGAUAUAUAAAGAAUUGAUGUAACAUAAUCUCAGGAAGCACCAUUCUCUAAGAAAAUGAAAAAGAAAAUAGAUUAAAUGAAGCAUCUUAAAGAAAGAAGGGUCAGUAUAUCAAACACUGUAGAAAAAUUUGGGAAGAUGAGGAAUGAGAAACAGUUGGAGAAAGCUUCUAUACCAUACUGGGGGCGAGUCUUUGACUGCAAAGGAUGGUGAAACAUGGUCACUGAAAGAAGAGGUACUUGCAAGAAUUUCAGAGACAGAAGGAAAGAUAUAGUUCAGUAGCCAGUAAGAUAGCACAGUCAAGUAUUUUGCAGCAAAAAGGGAAGAAGCCUGAAUAGUAAGAGAAGAUGGAGCUUCAGAAGUAGUAGGAGUUGACCUCCUGAGAACACAAUCCUGAUAAAAGCAGUUCUCAAAAUAAGACUAGCUGAGAGGGAAGUCAAACAUCUUUCCUCAAUAUCAAGAGACUGGAUCUAAAGGCAGAAAUAAAGUCAAAGAGUGAGUGGCUUCCAGAGCCCAUAGUCAUGGCUUCCCAGGACAGCAAAGGCCAGGAUUCCUUUAGAGUCACUCUGGAGUUCAUCUAGAGGUAAUUUAUGGUGAUG